Molecule: messenger RNA, 822 nt
Organism: Vigna umbellata (rice bean)
Lineage: Eukaryota; Viridiplantae; Streptophyta; Magnoliopsida; Fabales; Fabaceae
Source: RefSeq, a predicted model, not a curated record
AUGGACUCUGAUGAAGUAUUCGUGAGUUUUUCCGACACCGUUUUUGGCUUUUGGGAGGAUCUCCAGGAGCCGCCGGAAAAUUCAACCAACUCCGGCAAACUUCUUGGUGACGACGAUGAAAAACUUUGUUCUGUGGAAAACGAUUACAAAGCUUUCUGGGAAAAACAAUACCUCCUUCUCCAGGCAACCUUAUGCGGGAGUAGCUCGAUUGAGACAAGAGUUCGGCAAGCUACGAAGGAAGUUCUAACAGAGUUAAAUAUGUGGGAUAUGCAGUGCCUUUGCCGGAGAGAAGUGAAUGUUAAGAGCUGUAGGAAUUGCUUGAGGAGGGAAAUAUGUGAUCGUUUGUUGAACCUUGGUUACAACUCUGCUCUUUGCACAUCUAAAUGGAGAACUUCCUCGGAAAUCCAAAUAUCAGGGGAGCAUACUUAUCUGGAAGUAAAGGAUAACUCAAACACUAAAAGAGAAGUAAAAGUGGUAAUUGAAUUGAAUUUUCGAGCAGAAUUUGAGAUGGCACGUGCUAGUGAAGAAUACAACAAAUUAAUGAACAGGUUACCUGAGGUAUUUGUGGGAAAAGCGGAGAGGUUACAAGUCAUAAUUAAUAUUAUGUGCUCAGCUGCAAAAAAAUGCAUGAAGGAAAAGAAAAUGCACUUAGGACCUUGGAGAAAACUAAGGUACAUGCAAGCAAAGUGGCGUGGCAUGACAGAUAGAAACAAAACAGUGCCACUUCCCACUGUUUACAGUUCAAGACCACGAAAAUAUAAGGCUUCCAUGCUCACUUGCGAUUUAGUAGAAAAUAGGCUUCACCGUGUUGUACUUUGCUGA